Messenger RNA from Magallana angulata, 2065 nucleotides. RefSeq names its product transmembrane cell adhesion receptor mua-3-like. The transcript is spliced from 16 exons. NCBI's taxonomy places the organism in Eukaryota, Metazoa, Mollusca, Bivalvia, Ostreida, Ostreidae. The record is from RefSeq and is a predicted model, not a curated record.
AUGGCGUCAAGCUGGUCAGUCAAGAACCCGCCCCUAAUCAGUGUACUCAGGGUCAACCAAGGUCGCGACAGAUAUUUACUAGGGGGAUAUUUGUGUACUAAUCGGGAACAUAAUGUCCAAAUUGGAGACAUACUGACCAGCAAGGAUUUAAUUACGGUCAUUAAAGGAUCCUCACCUCAAAACAAUAUACCCCAUAAAUAUGUAAACAUGCGGGAAACAAACGCCACCGGAGGGGAUGAAUGUUUUGACGACACGGACUGUGGGGAAAAUGCAGUAUGUGAAAUUUCUCCUUCGACCAAUAAUGUAUGUGUUUGUAAACCCGGUUUUUUUGACAACCCUCCCAUCAUUACCGCCUUAUCGGACGGGUGCCCUGGUGAAUGCAAUGAGUUUGGAGAGACCAAUCAGUGCGAGGGAAAGACACAGUGUACCGAAACACUGGAAGGAUUUGGAGAAUGUACUUGUCCAGAGAAUACCUAUGGACCACCAGAAUGUCUAGGGGAAUGCGAUGAGUUUGGAGAGACCGAUCAGUGCGAGGGAAACACCCUAUGUACUCAAACACAGCAAGGAUAUGGAGUAUGUACUUGUCCAGAGAAUACCUACGGACCACCAGAAUGUCUUGGGGAAUGCGAUGAGUUUGGAGAGACCGAUCAGUGCGAGGGGAACACCCUUUGUACGCAAACCCCGCAAGGACACGGAGAAUGUACUUGUCCAGAGAAUACCUACGGACCACCAGAAUGUCUAGGGGAAUGCGAUGAGUUUGGAGAGACCGAUCAGUGCGAGGGAAACACCCUGUGUACGCAAACACAGCAAGGAUACGGAGAAUGUACUUGUCCAGAGAAUACCUACGGACCACCAGAAUGUCUAGGGGAAUGCGAUGAGUUUGGAGAGACCGAUCAGUGCGAGGGAAACACCCUAUGUACUCAAACACAGCAAGGAUAUGGAGUAUGUACUUGUCCAGAGAAUACCUACGGACCACCAGAAUGUCUUGGGGAAUGCGAUGAGUUUGGAGAGACCGAUCAGUGCGAGGGAAACACCCUUUGUACGCAAACCCCGCAAGGACACGGAGAAUGUACUUGUCCAGAGAAUACCUACGGACCACCAGAAUGUCUAGGGGAAUGCGAUGAGUUUGGAGAGACCGAUCAGUGCGAGGGAAGCACCCUGUGUACGCAAACACAGCAAGGAUACGGAGAAUGUACUUGUCCAGAGAAUACCUACGGACCACCAGAAUGUCUAGGGGAAUGCGAUGAGUUUGGAGAGACCGAUCAAUGCGAGGGAAACACCCUUUGUACGCAAACCCCGCAAGGAUAUGGAGAAUGUACUUGUCCAGAGAAUACCUACGGGCCACCUGAAUGUCUAGGGGAAUGCGAUGAGUUUGGAGAGACCAAUCAGUGCGAGGGAAACACCCUGUGUACUCAAACACAGCAAGGAUAUGGAGUAUGUAAUUGUCCAGAGAAUACUUACGGACCACCAAAAUGUCUUGGUAACAAUUUCUGCUCAUUUCUGAUCCGUUGUAAUAUAUUGUGACAUUAAACAGGGGAAUGCGAUGAGUUUGGAGAAACCGAUCAGUGUGAGGGAAACACCCUAUGUACUCAAACACAGCAAGGAUAUGGAGUAUGUAAUUGUCCAGAGAAUACCUACGGACCACCAGAAUGUCUUGGGGAAUGCGAUGAGUUUGGAGAGACCGAUCAAUGCGAGGGAAACACCCUUUGUACGCAAACCCCGCAAGGAUAUGGAGUAUGUACUUGUCCAGAGAAUACCUACCGACCACCAGAAUGUCUUGGGGAAUGCGAUGAGUUUGGAGAGACCGAUCAGUGCGAGGGAAACACCCUAUGUACUCAAACACAGCAAGGAUAUGGAGUAUGUACUUGUCCAGAGAAUACCUACGAACCACCAGAAUGUCUUGGUACACUUAUAUCCAUAGUUGAAGGUUCCACCACAACAGAGAAAUCCCGUAGAAACCUGAUUCUGGUUUAUGGAGCCCUGACCAUUCCUCUGCUUUUUCUUGUCCCUGCUGCUCUUGCCAGCGGUCUGAGUCUAGGCUGAUUAUGUUAACUACUAUGUCAAA